Molecule: messenger RNA, 1058 nt
Organism: Gopherus flavomarginatus (Mexican gopher tortoise)
Lineage: Eukaryota; Metazoa; Chordata; Testudines; Testudinidae
Product: glutathione S-transferase 3-like
Exons: 7
Coding region: 159-830 (223 amino acids)
Biological process (GO): glutathione metabolic process; xenobiotic metabolic process
Molecular function (GO): glutathione transferase activity
Source: RefSeq, a predicted model, not a curated record
CCGAUUGCUCUUCUCUUCCCAAGGAGGCAGUGAAAGUCCAGGGUCGGAAGUGGGGGGGGGGGGAAGCAGGAAGGAGUCUCAGAGGAGGGAGGCAGCGUUUAGUUUGCUGAGCGCGGACAGAGCACGCGGGAAGCGGAGGACAAGAGGAAAUCCAAAUUAUGGCUACAAAACCCAAGCUUUACUACUUUAAUGGAAGAGGCCGAAUGGAAACGAUAAGAUGGCUGUUGGCAACAGCUGGGGUUGAGUUUGAAGAAGCUGAAUAUUUGGAAACGAGAGAUCAAUAUGAAAAGUUACUUAAGGAUGGAGCCCUGCUGUUUGAACAAGUGCCCAUGGUAGAAAUCGAUGAGAUGAAGUUGGUGCAGACCAGAGCCAUUCUCAACUACAUAGCAGGGAAACACAAUCUCUAUGGGAAGGACAUGAAGGAGAGAGCACUGAUUGAUAUGUAUGUUGAAGGAACAAUGGACCUGAAUGAAAUGAUCAUGUGUUACCCUUUCUCAUCUCCUGAGGAAAAGGAGAAGAAUUUUGCCUUAAUGAUUCAGAGAGCAACCAACAGAUACUUCCCAGUGUAUGAGAAGGUUUUAAAAGAUCAUGGACAAGAUUUUCUUGUUGGCAACCAGCUCAGCAGGGCAGACGUACAAGUUCUUGAAUCCAUUUUAAUGAUUGAAGAGUAUGAGCCCACUGCUCUCUCAGGAUUUCCUCUAUUACAGGCUUUUAAAGCAAGAAUAAGUAACCUCCCUACAAUUAAGAAAUUUCUGCAGCCUGGAAGCCAAAGGAGGACCGAACCCGAUGACAGAAUUGUAGAGACUGUGAAUAAAGUUUUGCAAUUAUAAAAAGAGUUAAAAUCAUAGCAAUAAAAAUUUUCACUCAGCAUUAGCAGACGCAGAUGUAAUGCUCAGAGAAAUCAAGUAUUUUGGUUAUGAUAUGAGUACCCAAAAAUAGGAAUUAGGAAGCAGUUCAGGAAAUAUUGCAUGUGCACUGAAGUAUGGCAUUCAAUCAAAAGGGGGUAGUCUGUGAAGAGAAUGUAUUCAGGUGAAAUAAAUGUCUCCCUGUGAAGUAAA